Messenger RNA from Xiphias gladius (swordfish), 1386 nucleotides. RefSeq names its product MTOR associated protein, eak-7 homolog (gene meak7). Lineage: Eukaryota; Metazoa; Chordata; Actinopteri; Istiophoriformes; Xiphiidae. The coding region runs from base 1 to 1386 and encodes 461 amino acids. The record is from RefSeq and is a predicted model, not a curated record. Gene Ontology annotation, biological process: TOR signaling. The transcript has 8 exons.
AUGGGUAACACUGAGAGCAGGGUGGUGCAGAAGCGUCUGGCCCGCUUCCGCCCCGAGGAGCGGCCUGUGGUUGAGGGGGUCUUCAUCAGGCUCCACGGUGGUACUGGGGGCCCUUCAGGAGGGAAGACUCUAACGCUUGAGAUGCUACAGUCCUCAAUGGGCAGCCUGGCACCAGACUCCAUGGUGAGGAGGGUCUACAAGUGCAUAAGUAGUAUUAACCCUGGACUGGCAGCGCCUGCAGCCUCUGGGAAGACCAGCACCGCUGCUGUCUCUGGAGUAGGUCGGGAGCAGUUGGUUAUCUUCCUAGCAGACACCCUGCGAGGCACUGCAGAAGAACGGGCUCCUCUCGUCAUGGCCAUGUCCCAGCAUGGAGCAGGGGCAACAACAGUUGUCACAUGUGGGCAGGUAGCAGAGUUCCUACAGGAUCUGAUCUCUGCUGUAGUACAGAUUCUGGUCCACAGAGGGCACCUGCAGGGCUGGAAGCCAGAGAGAAUGGGUGAUGGCUCCCUGGGUGUCAAACUCCUGGCAGAGCAGAUGUGUUCUGAACUCAAACCCUCGGAUCAGGGAAGUUGUGAUAUUUCCUGUCUGGAGGACUGGAUCUUCAGGGUCUCCCAGGUAUCGUUGUAUCUGGAGAUGCUGGUAGCUGAAGGCCUAAAUGUGUCCCUGAGUGGCCGGCCAGACCCCAGCCUGCUGCCCUCCUGCAGGGAAACACUCUGGAAAGAGCUAAGGUGUCUACUGGACCUUCCCACCCUCAUGUUUCUGGCAUCACAGUUGCCAGACAGCUACAGUGCCCCCUGGAGACUUUUGUUUUCCACACAGCUGCAUGGGGAGAGCUUCACCAGGAUGGUGGCCGGCCUGAUAAAGCGUGGGCCGACCCUAUUGCUUAUCAAAGACUCAAAGGGACAUGUUUUUGGGGGCUUCGCUUCCCGUGCAUGGGAGGUCAAACCUCAGUUCCAGGGUGACUCCAGAUGCUUCCUGUUCACAGUGUUCCCCAGACUGAGAGUUUAUACAGCUACAGGAUACAACCAACACUUUAUGUAUCUCAACCAGAAUCAACAGACCAUGCCCAACGGACUGGGUAUGGGCGGUCAGCAUGGUUACUUUGGCCUGUGGCUGGACAGUGAUUUUGGCCACGGUCAUAGCUGUGCACGCCCCAAGUGCACUACUUACGGCAGCCCUCAGCUUUCCGCAGAGCAAGACUUCACCCUGGACUCUGUGGAAGUGUGGGCAGUUGGAAAACCCCCAGAACAAGAGGAGGGCGGUGAUGGGCAGGGCAAGAAGAGUAUUCUGGAUGUAGAUCCAGAGGUCCAGGCAAUGAUGGAGUUGACAGGGAAGACUCUGCACAGUCAGGGCCUCAGGGAGCCAGAGGAGGACCAGGAGCAGUGA